Molecule: messenger RNA, 4393 nt
Organism: Erpetoichthys calabaricus (reedfish)
Lineage: Eukaryota; Metazoa; Chordata; Cladistia; Polypteriformes; Polypteridae
Gene: p2ry12
Product: purinergic receptor P2Y12
Exons: 3
Coding region: 220-1269 (349 amino acids)
Biological process (GO): G protein-coupled receptor signaling pathway; blood coagulation
Cellular component (GO): membrane
Molecular function (GO): G protein-coupled purinergic nucleotide receptor activity
Source: RefSeq, a predicted model, not a curated record
CUUCUGUCCCUAAUCCUAUUUUUGCAGAGCUGCAGUCUGACUCUAAAUGGUUUACAAUUCACUACUGUGCUCCAGGGAUCGAGGUUGUGCAGUUCCCGCGGUGAGCUCUUCCAGCUUUGCUUCAAAGUCGGUACAUUCCAGAUAAAAGGGAAAAAGAUUCCCACAGACAACAGUCUCUUUCCCCGGUGCCAUUAACAGGCACAAAGAUUAGCACAGGAGAUGGCAUUCAUGGAUACAAAUAAAACUGUGAAGAAUUUCAACUCAUCAAACCAGACAGGAUUAGAGGAGUCCUGUUCAAGAGACACGGCUGUCAACCAGGUGGUUUUCCCAAUGCUCUACACGUUGUUGUUUUUUGUGGGGAUUUUCCUAAACUUUUUGGCAGCCUGGAUUUUCUUCCAGAUCCCCAGUAAAUCCCGCUUUAUCAUCUACCUGAAGAAUGUUGUAGUAGCGGACACUUUCAUGACUCUCACGUUUCCUUUCAAAAUCCUGAGAGAUUCCAAGUUGGGUCCUGAAUAUCUGAAGAUGUUUGUGUGUCAAGUUACUUCAGUCAUUUUUUACUUCACUAUGUAUAUCAAUAUCAUAUUUUUUGGGUUAAUAAGUAUCGAUCGCUAUCAAAAAACCUUAAAACCUUUUGAUAAUGUGAAAUCAUCAAAUCCAUUAUGGGUAAAGAUUCUGUCAGUAGCAAUUUGGACUGGCAUGUUCUUAAUGUCAUUGCCAAAUAUGUUUCUCAUAGACAGCACACGGACCCUUAAACAUUUCAAAUGUGUCUCACUAAAAACAGAAUUUGGCCUUAAAUGGCAUGAAGGGGUCAACUACAUUUGUCAGAUUAUUUUCUGGAGUAGUUUAACAACAGUUACUUUUUGUUACGUAUUAAUCACUAGAGAGCUCUACAACUCUUAUACCAGAACAAAAAGUAAAAACAAAAGGGGGAAGAAAGCUGUAAAUAUGAAUGUGUUCCUCGUCUUGGCAGUCUUCUUUAUCUGCUUUGUGCCAUUUCAUUUUGCACGCAUUCCCUACACUAUGAGCCAGACGAGAGACAUAUUCCAGUGCUCCCUGGAGAUCACUUUCUUUUACCUGAAAGAGACCACACUCUGGCUCUCCUCCUUAAAUUCUUGUCUUGACCCCCUUAUCUAUUUUUUUCUUUGUAGUUCAUUUCGGAAGUCACUGUUCAAAACGUUCAAGCUUUCACCCUUCACUCGCUUUACAGUACGAAAAAAGGCUCGGAGGCAUCACAAUGCAAAUGGCAAUUUGGAAGUCACACCUGUGUAGGCCACCAAGAACUAAGGGGAUGUUUACCUCCCCAACAGAAACUGUGACUUAUCACGCCAUUGGCCUCUGUUUAGUUACUGAUCCCACAGAACAGAGCAAAAGACCUAUGGGGUUAAGAUGGUGCCUUUGGCUUCAUAUCCUACAGUGGAAUUAUAACCCUCUAAUACUUGAGAGUGGACUCCAUGAAUAGAUCUUCAAGCUUUCUGAUGGAAAUGAUUUACAUCCUACUGCAACAUGAGUCCCAUGGCACAUAGUCAUGUAGACAAUUGUCCCUAUGAACUUUUUAAUGAGCACUUGUGAUAUACUUCUUAUUGCAUUUUUUUAUAUUGAAACUGCAUGCUCAGAAUUGUCACUUACAGUAAAAUUACAUUCACUAAUUAUUUUGUAUUAUUUUGACAAAUUCAGUGAAAGAAAAUGACUGACACUAGUUGACACAGAUAGCUGCUCUGACUCAAGGCCACACAAAGGAUGUGCCCACCACUCCUGUUCUUCUCUUUAUUAUUUUACCCAUCUCUCCCUCACUCGCUUCUUCUAUGUCACACAUCUUGUAAGCCGAGUUCUACCUUUAAUGAAUAAGCCUCCAGAAAGGCCAGGAAAUCUCCUACCUGAAUUUGUAUUCCAAUGAAAUAUGACCAGAAUGUCUUAUCAGCAGAUUUGUCUUCUUGAGAAUUCUGUUCUGUUCUGCUUGGAGUUUAUUUCAAAGAGUAACAAAUGAUGGCAGCAAGAUUCAGAACAUAUUCUAAACAUCUUAAUUUAAACCAGAUUUUUGUUGUUUUUUUUAAUGUUAUGGAACUCUGAUGAAAUCAUAUGGCCAUUUGUGUGUAAAGUGUUUAUAAUGGGGAAAAAAUUAUUUCCAGGUGUAGAAGGCUAAAAAGCAUUAGCCAACACUAGUGAGUCACCUCAUAAGAGCACCAUAACAGGAGAACUAAACCUGUCACUCACUUUGUUUUGAUCCCUUGAAAAUGCUUUGCUAGUGUACUUUCUCUUCUGCUUGAAUCUUGUUUAGAUGCAGAAAGGCAUUAGCUUCACUUUUAAAAUAUUAUUGACCACAUCAUGAAGCUCUAUAGAUUAGGUCUAUAUUUUAUAAUUACAUACAUAGGAUGCUCACUGAAUGGUUAAAUACUUAGGAACAAAAUACAUAUUUAGAUUUUUUUAAAUUCUAAAAGGGUAGAUUCUGAAUCUGAUACUUCUGCUUUUGAAUAAGAGUGAACCUUUGAUUGACCCACAUUAGCAUAGCGAGCAGGAGCAGACAGAGACGUCCGCUGGCCAAAGUUACAUAACUGUCUGUUCAAGGGAGAAGUGGCCCUCCAAACAGAUGUGAAAGUAGCUGGCAUUGUCAGCCUGCAAAAUGGUUGCUGGCAGCUAACUGUAUGAAGGACAAGACUGCACGUCACAUGUUAUUCCAACUGCUUUUGGUUCAUUUGUAGACAGAUGAUGAGUUUAACUCCUGCACAGAACAGAUGAAAUGAGUAGUAAUAUGACUCUUCAGUUAAAGUCAGUAAAGGAGCAGAACUGAUGCCAUGUUCUGCAAAGUGGGUAUGCCAGGAAGAAUGGUGGUCUUGUGUCAUGAAGGUAUGCAUGCUUUCUGAGGAAGAAAUUUAAUAGAAAAUAUAUUAAAGAAAAAAUGUGUCCUCAACUAGGACCACUUUGAGUCAGGAACCAGGCAGGAGGAAACUUGUUCAAUGCGUCUUUAAUUUCUGUUCAUGAAGAGGGAGCAACCUAUCACAGCUGUGUGCUAAGGAAUAGGCCCUGAGUAGAGGAUGUCACAAAAUGAUCACAGAACAAACACAGAGAGUCAUUCUUACAGAUAACUGAAUUUGCAUGUAAGUGCUGAAUUAAUGCCUACUCUGAUUGGUUCCCUCUCUUGCAUAUACUCUGAUUGGUUCACUAGCUUACAUGCCCAAAUAAACAUUCCCAAAUAAAAGUCUCAUUUCUACUACAUUCUUAUCUUCAAAUAUCUCUUAAGUUCUGCUCUUAUUCUUUAAUGGAGUUUUCUGUGUACGUGUGACUGUCAGAUCUUACUUGGUAUAUGACAGUCAGGCAUUUUUGAAACCAUCGCCCAGAACCUUCUUGUUUCUUGUUGCUCACUUGACCUUUAGCUGUUUUUCCUGACAUGUUUGAACAAGUUUCUAACAUUUUUAAUCCUUUAUGCUACUUCUAAGAUAGAUGCUGUAUUUUUAAUAUGAAAAGCAUCCUUAAUGACUAUGUGACCCCGAAGUCUAAUUUUAAUUACACAUUACUUAUCGGUGGAAGGGUGUUUGUGAUAAACCUCCAAUAAAAGGUACAUAAUAACAUAUUUUAGUUAAUGACUUGCUUAAUACUUUGAUGAGAAAGUGAGUGAGUGACGUACAGUCUGUGCUCUGGAGGGAUGGAUGGAUGGGAGAAAAGAUUCAUAUUAAAAGGAACUGGUGAGAGUGUGACUGUUGGAGUGAAUGUGUGAAUUAGAGAUGCACAGAUGUAAGAAAGUACAGAGUGAGAAAGUGAGUGGGAGAGAAAUGCAUGGAUAAGUGAGAAGAAUGAGUGGAUGGAUAAAAGGAAUGCAGACAGAUGAGGAGAAGAAUAGGUUGAGGGAUGGGUGCAUCAUUUUUUACUUCACCAUGUACAUCAAUAUAAUACUUUUCAGGUCAAUAAGUAUCUAGCACUAACAAAAAACCUUAAAACCUUUUGAUAAUGUGAAAUCAUCAAAUCGAUUAUCGGUAAAGAUUCUGCCUGUAGCAAUCCGGACUGGCAUGUUCUUGUUGACUGCUAACCAAAUAUGUUCCUCAAAGACAGCAUAAAUAAGAAAAAUGAAUGGAUGGAUGGAAGGAAUGUAGACAAAUGAGUAGAAUAAUAGGUUGAGGGAUGGAAGCAUAGUAGUAAGGAGUGAGUGAAUGAGUGAGCAAGGGCUGGAUGGAUGAUGAAUGAAUAAGAGGAAGGCUAAAUGAAUGGGUGAACAUAAAUGUAUGAGUGAGUGAGAGAAUGAAUGAGUGAGUGCUGGAAAGAUAUAUUAUUGGCCAGAUGGAUGGACGAAUUUUGUGAAUGAGUGACUGAGUGAUUGAGACAUGGAAGAAUGGAUGAAUGGGAGGAGAGUUCAACACAUGAAUGGGUGAAUGAAUAGAGUGAGUGAGUGAAUGAAAGAGUGAGU